GGGCGCGGAGCGGGGCCGGUGCGGGUCUGGCGGAGGAGGGCCGAGCCCCGGGGAGCGGGUCCCCACGCAGGCGGGUGAAUGGCGACUGCGGACGACCUCAAAUUCCAAGAAUUUGACGAUGCAGCUAAUUUGCUUGCAGCAAAUCCUGAUGCCACCACCAUAAGCAUCGAUGAGCCAGUUGAAGUCCCCAAGAACCAGCACAGCCACCUGCAGGAGCCAGGGAGGGAAGAGGAUGACGAGUUACUGGGGACUGACGACUCCGAUAAAACAGAGCUGCUUGCAGGACAGAAGAAAAGUGCCCCUUUCUGGACAUUUGAGUACUACCAGACCUUCUUCGAUGUGGACACGUACCAGGUCCUGGACAGAAUCAAAGGUUCCGUGUUCCCAGUGCCAGGGAAGAACUUUGUAAGGCUGUAUAUCCGCAGCAAUCCCGACCUUUAUGGUCCCUUUUGGAUAUGUGCCACACUCGUCUUCACCAUUGCUGUUAGUGGCAAUCUCUCGAAUUUCUUCAUCCAUCUGGGCAAACCCACAUAUCACUACGUGCCUGAGUUCAGAAAAGUGUCCAUAGCAGCAACAACAAUUUAUGCAUAUGCUUGGCUCGUUCCCCUUGCUCUUUGGGGAUUCCUGAUGUGGAGGAACAGUAAAGUUAUGAACAUUGUCUCCUAUUCAUUCCUGGAGAUAGUGUGUGUAUAUGGCUACUCCCUCUUCAUUUACAUUCCCACAGCGAUUUUGUGGAUCAUUCCACAGAAGGUGGUGCGCUGGGUGCUGGUGGUGUUCUCCCUGUGCCUGUCAGGGUCAGUUUUGGUGAUGACCUUCUGGCCCGCUGUCCGAGAUGACAACCGGAGGAUUGCGCUGGCCACCGUGGGCACCAUCCUUCUGCUCCAUGCCCUGCUGGCUGUUGGCUGUUUGGCAUACUUUUUUGAUGCCCCUGAACUUGAUUUUCCUGCACCUAUUAUCCCUGCUCACAAUGGAACAACAGUAACAACAAAGAGUCACUAAAUGAGAUUACAAUGCCGGUUUCUCCAUCUGUACAGUAAUUUUAUUUUAGAUUUAUUUUUCGCUGAAGACAAUGGAAACUGCAGGAAUGGGGGAUGUUUUCUGUGGCAGGACAGACAGCAUUGUCCCAUGGACAUACGGACAUCCCCACGCUCACUGGAGACAGGCUGGUUCCACGAGCAGAGCGAACCAUUGAUCACAAUGUGUAACACAAGGGAUUUUUUUUGUUUGUUUGGGUAUUUUUUUUGUUGGUUUUGUGUCUUUUUUUUUUUUUUUUUUU
Messenger RNA from Empidonax traillii (willow flycatcher), 1276 nucleotides. RefSeq names its product Yip1 domain family member 1 (gene YIPF1). Gene Ontology annotation, molecular function: small GTPase binding. The coding region runs from base 79 to 999 and encodes 306 amino acids. The transcript is spliced from 10 exons. Gene Ontology annotation, cellular component: membrane; Golgi apparatus. Lineage: Eukaryota; Metazoa; Chordata; Aves; Passeriformes; Tyrannidae. Gene Ontology annotation, biological process: vesicle-mediated transport. The record is from RefSeq and is a predicted model, not a curated record.